Messenger RNA from Nezara viridula (southern green stink bug), 14071 nucleotides. Lineage: Eukaryota; Metazoa; Arthropoda; Insecta; Hemiptera; Pentatomidae. The record is from the annotation of a GenBank genome assembly.
CGAUAUUGUACGUAAGAUGUGGGAAGGAGGAUUUUGAUAAUUUUGCAAUUGUUAGUUUCUUCUUCCUAUUUUAAAUGAGUGAGUAAUUUUAAAAAUAUUGCAUGUCGCCUGUCAAAAGCUUUCAGUUUUGCGGAUGGUAAGACCAUACUACUGGCGUAGACCUACGUUUUAUCGCGGAAGUAUUGAGCGGAUCUGUUCACCCAAGCCGAAAGAGGACAUUUCGAAUGGCGUUCGCAGAGUUCAUUGUUCUCUAGGCCACUGAGUAAUUAUUGUUAAUGACUACUUUAUCUAUUGGUUUACGUUGAACGUGUGAUAUUUAUUUAUUUAUUAAAUAUCAAGUUAUUAAAGUGAAGUGGUCGAAAAAGUGUUGGCAGUUCACUACAUUUAUAUUUGGAAUGAGGACUUUCAUAUAGCAAUUAACUCUGGUCAAUAAAGCUGUUUCUAAUAGGCUUCCAGAGCCUAUUAACUUAUGAUACAUCAUGGCCUUUAAAACUUGAUGGAACGAAUUAAAUAAAGAAUAAGUGCAAUGCAGGAAACUGAGUUGAGGAAAUCUCAGCUCAGUAGGGGACAAAGAUCGAUUGUGUAACAUUCAGGAUGGACUCAUAUGAUCUAUUUGGCGAGGAUGUUGGUGGAGGAAUGCUUGAUGGUUUACCAGAUCUUGGUUCUGAGAAUUUUGAACCUUCUCCUCAAACCAGAGAUCCUCAGCCGAAUCCAUCACAAUACUCUUAUGCCCAUCAAAUGGGUGAUAUGCACCAGGAAUCUCCUUUACAAAAGUUAGCAUCGUUUGGUGGAGAGUUUACAUCAAACCAUAUGGAUCCUGGAGGACAAAUAUUUCAUGGAAAUCAUAGUAGUUACCAUGGGGAGCAUCCCCGUGCGAUUCAUCCUAACAGUUCAUCAUCCAAUUAUAACAGAAAUAUGAUGCCUCAGCAUGAUAUAAGGAGACCUCCUAAUUCUCAAUAUGGUUCAUAUAAUGUUCCUGAUAAUAUGUACUCAAUGGACCAAAACCAAGGAAUACAAGAUUGGGGCAGUGGCCAUUUUCCUCCUUCAGUGAGGCACUAUAAUGUUCAACCUAACCAAUAUCGGCAAUCAAUGAACUAUCCUCACCAACAAGAACUAGGAAACCAAAAGUUGAAUCAGAGCUAUCCUGCUAGUCAACAAGGUUUACUAAAUCCCAUGAUGCAUCAAAGCAUGGGGAAUACUUAUCAAAGAAAUCAGCAACAUUAUUCUCAAAGUAUGGUGUAUCCAAGUUCAACAGGAAGUUAUGGGGGCUAUAAUAGUGGUACCAUUCAUCAACAGUCUCAACCUCGUCUACCUCAUCACAUGCAAUAUUCUUCUCAAAAUCAACAAAUGAUUACUGAUCUUAAUACUCCAUCUCAAACUAGCUACAAUAUGCAAUCACACCCAGCAACGAUAGGUGCACAUCAGGGUUUUCAACAAGGUAUGCCUAGACCUAUUGGUGUUGAAGUAGCCAAUGCUGCACAAGGUCAAUAUUCAAAAAAUCAUUCUCAAGGCAGUAGUCCGCAGUAUAGAGCUCCUUUUCCGCAAUUGUCUCCUCAGAUGUCUCCUAGACAACAAAUGUCACCCAGACCACAGAUGUCUCCAAGACCAGUCAUGUCACCAGCUAAACCUAAUAGUAACAUAUCACCUCAUCCCCAUCCUCAGCAAACUUCAACUGUUUCUCCUAGACCACCUACAUCACUAACGCCUAAGACAAAUACUUCACCAGUUUCAUAUUCUCAACAAAGCACAUUGCAACAACUUGAGCAGAUGGUUAUGCCUCAGGUUACAGCCGCUAGUACAGCUGCCAGUACUGAAUUUUCUAAUUAUAGGAGUCAGCAACCUCCACAAUGGCAGCAAAGUUCAAGACAACCCCCUUUGAAUGGAGGAAUUGGGAUUGGAGAACAAGUCACAUCAUUUUCUAAUAUGCAGCACACCCCUGAAGACAGACAACCAGAUUUAAAGCCUAUCUGCCCUACAAAUAAAAUACAGGCAGAUAAUAUGCCAGCAUCUAAAAAUGAAAUACCUAAUGCCAAUGGAAAUAUUGAAUUUCAGGCUCAUCUUAACAGAGAUAAAUUUACUAAUUCUACUUUGUCUUCUGUAAUUAAUACGGAAUCAUUAGAUAUUCCUACUAUACCACCUCAAAUUCCUAAAACACCUCCUCACCAAACCACUGGGCAAGCUAACAUGGGUUAUGUUGAUAAUUUUCAGAAUGGAACCAAAAUUGAAGAGAUUAUUCAUAGCAACCCUGCUUCUGCCAACCAUGAACCAAUUAGUUCUGACAAUGUGCAGACACAAAAACCCUCUUCAGUCCCUUCAUCUCCACAGCAAGCUUCGUUUUCACAAGUUGAUUUAGCUGGGCAAUCUCAGCAGACUGUGCAAGCUGUACCAACUUCUGUUACACCUCCUCUGGUUUCACAUUCAUCUAUUCAGUCUGCUCAAAGAAUUCCUUCAUCAACUCCACUUACUACAUCACAACCCCAAUUACCACAAAUAUCUUCUAUACCAACUUCAGAAGGUGGCGUACCCCUAUCUCCAAAUCUCAACUGUCAUACUAUCUCAGGACCAGCAUCUAACAGUGUUCAUUCUCAACCACCUUCUUACAAUAAUGAUUCAGUUCCAUUAACAUCAUAUCAGCCUCCAAUCAGUCAUCAGCAAGAAAUGGCUGCAUUACAGCAACAGUUGCAGGAAAUAUUUUGUAUGCCUCCAGCUCCAGAGAAUCAAGUCAGGAUAGGGCAUCUGCAAGAGAAAAUAAAAAUGUUGCAACACCAUGAUGCCAAUGAUAAAUGUGUUGGUGGAAGUCAUUGUUUGCUUCAAAGUCCUGUGUGGCACAACCCUCCUAACAUUGAUUCAAUGAUUCAGUUGGGAAGUACCACUACAAAUCGUGGUAAGGGACGUGGAAGGGGAGGUGGCAACACACCAAAAACUAGAAAACCUCGAAAGAAAGCUGAGAAUGAAUCAUCAGCAUUUGAUCCUGCUGUAGAAGAACCUCCUAAAUUGCCUCUUGAAGCAUCAGUUCUGCCUUCUUUAUUGGAACCUCCUGAACAACCGCCUAUGUUGAUUGCUGAAGCGCCACCACAUGUUCCUUCAGAACCUUUUCCGGAUCAAGAGCCAGAAGAUAUUGAGGAGCAGCCGCCUCCUCCACCACCUCCUCCACCUCCUCCGGAACAGUUAAACCAGGUUGAAGAUAAUAGUAUUUUUAAUUUUACAGAAGAUGAAGAACCACCUCCUCCACUGCAUGGAGCUGAUGCAGACAAAAAGAAAGUGAGGAAACCACGUGUUCCUAAAAAGCCUAAGGAAGCGAAAAUCCCAAAGGAGCCUAAACCACCUAGAACUCCUAAAACACCCAAGUCUCCAAGGACUCCCAAAAUACCCAAAGAGAAGAAAAAGAAAAAUGAAUCUCAAAGUUCUACUGAAUCUCCUGAAGAAACUGGAUUAAAAGGAAAAAAAGGACGUAAGAAGUUAAGCAGUGAAGGUGAAGAAAAUCUUCCUCAAGAUAAUGUUUUGCUUGAUAAUUCUAGUAACAAUGAGACAGUUACUAUUGAAACGGUUGAGAUGGGAUUACCUGGUGAGUCUGAAAUUAAAGCUUCAUCUAUUGAAGAGUCAACUCCUUUAGAUGUUGAGCAGGAAGAUCCCGUGAACAAAACAGUAACUAAGAAAGGGAAAAAAGAAAAAAAGACGCCUAAAGCUAGAUCAAGACCAAAUUCUAAAAAUGUUAAGAGAGGAAAGAAAUCGAAGCCUGGGAUCCAUCAAUUAGAGGGAGAAGAAGGAAGCACUGAAAUAUCCCCAGACGGAGCAUCAGGUGCAGCUCCUGCUGCUGGUGUUGAUGACAGCAAUAAACGCCGAUCUGCUCGAAACACCCAACGAAAGAAAUAUGUGGAUGACAUAAUGCUUUCAAUAUCUGAUGAGGAAAGUGGAAAAUCUGGCUCUCCAAAGUUGGAUACUGUUAAGAAUUCUCCUGACAGCGCAUCAACUGACCCAGCGGUGAAACCUAAUUUUGUUUAUAUUAAUACUACUGAUGAAGAUUCUAUGGUAGUUCAAUAUAUUUUGGCUGCUCGGAAUAUUCAAAAAGAAGUAAAAGUUGAAUCUUUAGAAGUGAGUGAUCAAAUUAAUGCAACACCUGAAACUAUCAUAGAAAAUAAAGAAACACUUAUUGAUUCUGAGAAACCAAAAAAUGAAACUAAGUUAGUGGAUGUAGAAGAAUAUUAUGUCAAGUAUAGAAAUUUCUCAUAUUUACAUUGUGAAUGGAAGACUGAAGAAGAACUUUUCAAAGGAGAUAAAAGGAUUGCAGCAAAGCUGAAAAGAUUCAAACAAAAGCAAUCGCAGCAGACUAAUAUAUUUGAGAAUUUAGAAGAAGAUCCUUUCAAUCCAGAUUAUGUUGAAGUUGAUAGGGUUUUGGAUGCUACUGAGCAUACUGAUCCAAAUACUGGAUUAAUACUUAAACAUUACCUUGUCAAAUGGAGAUCCCUUCAAUAUGAAGACAGCACUUGGGAAUUGCAAGAUGAUGUUGAUCCUGCUAAAAUUAGGCAAUAUGAAAUGUUUAGUAAACUUCCUCCAAAGGAACAAUGGAAACCUAAGAAGAAACCAUGUUCUAAAGAGUGGGUUAAGUUAGAAGAGUCUCCUGUUUAUAAAAAUGAUAAUACAUUGAGAGCUUAUCAAUUGGAAGGUCUUAAUUGGCUUCUUUUCUCUUGGUAUAAUGGACGCAACUGCAUAUUGGCCGAUGAAAUGGGAUUAGGAAAAACUAUACAGUCAUUGACUUUCAUUCAUGCUGUUUAUGAAUAUGGAAUUCGAGGGCCUUUUCUUGUUAUAGCACCUUUAUCUACAAUUCCUAAUUGGCAACGAGAAUUCGAAGCAUGGACAGAUCUCAAUGUUAUUGUGUACCAUGGCUCUGCUGCCAGUCGGAACAUGUUGCAAGAAUACGAAAUGUAUUUUCGUAAUGAAAAGGGCAAUGUAAUGAAAGAGCUACCCAAGUUUAAUGUUUUGAUUACUACCUUUGAAAUCAUUAUAACAGAUUUUCAGGAUCUUAAAGAUUUUAGCUGGAGGAUUUGUGUAAUAGAUGAAGCUCACAGGCUAAAAAACAGAAACUGUAAAUUACUAGAGGGCCUUCGAUCCCUUAAUUUGGAACAUCGUGUAUUAUUGUCUGGAACACCACUACAAAAUAAUGUCAAUGAAUUGUUUUCUCUUCUUAAUUUCCUUGAACCUCAGCAAUUUGCAUCAAGUGAAGCCUUUCUGAAUGAGUUUGGGGCUCUCAAGGAUGAAACAGAAGUACAAAAAUUGCAAAUAUUAUUGAAACCUAUGAUGUUAAGACGUUUAAAGGAAGAUGUUGAAAAAACAUUGGCACCCAAAGAAGAAACAGUUGUUGAGGUGGAACUGACAAAUAUCCAAAAAAAGUAUUACAGGGGUAUAUUAGAACGAAAUUUUUCUUUUUUAUCUAAAGGAACUACGUCUGCGAAUGUACCAAAUCUCAUGAACACUAUGAUGGAAUUAAGAAAAUGUUGUAUUCAUCCAUAUCUUCUUAACGGAGCGGAAGAUCAAAUUCAGCAUGAUUUUAAGCAACAGCAUGGAGACGAUCCUGAUUCUUAUUAUAAAGCUCUUAUAAGUUCAUCUGGUAAAAUGGUGCUUAUUGACAAACUGCUGCCCAAGCUGAAAAGCAGCGGGCAUAGAGUUUUAAUAUUUUCUCAAAUGGUUCGGUGUCUAGACAUACUUGAAGACUAUUUAAUGUACAGGAAAUAUCCAUUUGAAAGGAUAGAUGGAAGAAUUCGUGGCAAUUUAAGGCAGGCUGCAAUUGAUCGAUAUUGCAAGCCUGAUUCUGAUCGAUUUGUAUUUUUAUUAUGCACUAAAGCUGGUGGCUUGGGCAUAAACCUAACUGCUGCUGAUACAGUAAUUAUUUAUGACUCUGAUUGGAAUCCACAAAAUGAUUUACAGGCACAGGCAAGAUGUCAUAGAAUCGGUCAACAAAAGAUGGUUAAAGUUUACAGGUUGUUGUGUAGAAAUACUUAUGAGAGAGAAAUGUUUGAUAAAGCAUCUCUUAAACUUGGUUUAGAUAAAGCUGUGCUACAAAGUAUGAAUACAUCUCAAGGUGGCAAAGAAGUUGGAGGUACAAACAAACAGCUCACGAAAAAGGAAAUUGAAGACUUGUUAAAGAAGGGUGCUUAUGGUGCAAUCAUGGAAGAAGAUAGUGCUGCAGACAAAUUUUGUGAAGAAGAUAUUGAUCAAAUUCUUGAAAGAAGAACAACUGUAAUUACCUUGGAAAGUGAAAAGGGUUCAACAUUUUCUAAAGCAAGUUUUGCCUCAUCCGGUAUUCGAGCUGAUAUAGACAUUGAUGAUCCAGACUUUUGGAAAAAAUGGGCAAAAAAAGCCGAUAUUGACACUUCUGAAAGAGAUGAAGGAAAUGAUCUACUGAUGCAUGAACCACGUAGAAGAACUCAGAUCAAGCGAUAUGGCCAUGAUGAAGCUGUAAUGGAUAUGUCUGAUUUAGAGAGCUCAUCUGGUGCAGAGUCAGAUAACGACAAUGAUACAUCAUUAGGUGUAGGAAGAGGGAGAGGGCGUCGGGUCAAGAACAAACUUCAUAAGAAACAUAGAUAUCGGUUUGAAGAUUAUUCUGCAAAAGAUGGUGAUAUAACUUACGGUACAUGGGCUAGAUCAGAAUGUUUCAAAGUUGAGAGAGGACUUCUGACUUUUGGUUGGGGAAGAUGGCAAGAAAUAUUGGCUCAUAAUCAAUUUCGAGAAGGAUGGAAAGAAGCAGAUAUUGAAGAUUGUGCACGUGUGAUAGUAUUAUAUUGUUUAAGAUUCUACAGAGGUGAUGAUAAAAUAAGAACUUUCAUAUGGGACUUAAUUACUCCUCCAGAAUUUGAUACAAGAAAUCACUCUGGGCAGUCACAAACAAUUCCACGAGGAAGAAAAGCUACUCGUAAACUUAAAUGUGAUGGUAUGGAUUUUAGUGAUCAUUGGAGUAGACAUGAAAAGUUUGAUGGUGAUAUUUUCCUUGAAAGUAAUUACAGAAAACACCUGAGCCGCCAUGCAAACAAAUUGCUACUGCGAGUGAGGAUGCUGUACUAUAUCAAACAUGAAAUAAUUGGUGAUUUAGUCCAACAUAUAUCGGAGGGUACUCAUGUCAGCUCAUUGCCGAUGUGUGCGCCUCACUGUGACCAGAGCACUUCCCCGGCCCCAUGGUGGGACAGGGAUGCUGACAAGUCCCUCGUCAUCGGCACAUACAAGCACGGGUACGAGUCCUACUCAGAGAUGAGAAGAGAUCCUGCCCUUGCCUUCCUAGCCCUCGUUGGACCUCCACCUCCAGUCUCACUUGAGGAGAGAAUGGAGUGCAAGUUGAGCGAUGAAGAUGACGAGUCUGAAACUACUGGUCUUGGAAUUAGCGACGACAUUUCUCAAGGGGAUCCAUCAGAAGAACCACCAGGAAGUGCUGCUAGAGCAGAAGGUGGAGAUGAAGAUCCCUCUAAACCUCAGUGGCCUUCCAUGGGUGAUCUUAAUCAAAGACUGAGAAGAGUUAUUAAUUCCUAUCAGAGAAAUUUCAAAAAAGAAGAGCUUAAACAAGCUCAAAAAGCAAAACAAGCAUUGAACAUUGGAGAUGGCCAAAAUGCUUUAGAUAUUUCUACCCUAAUGGCAGCUAGAGGAGAUUGGCACCAACUGGCUAUGUAUUUAUGGAAAAUCGAGCGAAGAGAAAAAUUUGAACAAAUUGUAAAAGAAAGAGAGAGACAGAGACAAGAAAUGAGUCAACGUAAAUGGUCUAAACGAGAGGAACAAGAUUUUUUGAGAACUAUUUCAACUUAUGGAGUAGAAUAUGAUAGGGCGAAAAAGAAAUUUGAUUGGACUAAAUUUCGAGCUUUGUCAAGACUUGAUAAGAAAUUUGAUGAUUCAUUAACCGAGUAUUAUUUAGCUUUUUCAGGAAUGUGUAAACGAAUAUGUGGUAUAAAACCAACAGCUGAAGAAGAAACAACCGACUUGGUAUUAGACCCACUGCCAGAUGAUAGAGCCAAAAGGAUACUAGAAAGAAUUUCAUUGCUAAGUAAAAUCAGAGAAGAAACAUUGUGCCAUCCUCAACUUGAUGAAAGGCUAAAUUAUUGUCAACCAUCUGCUGAUAUUCCUGAAUGGUGGAUUCCUGGGAAACACGACAAAGAUCUUCUCCUUGGAGUAGCUAAGCAUGGUCUUGGACGAACUGAUUUUUUCAUUUUAAAUGAUCCUGAACUGUCAUUUCAUGACGUGACUAAAAGAAAUAUUAUAAAUUUGAAAAAUGAAGUAAAACUUGAAAGGCCCGAAGAUAUUUUAUCAACAGACAAAACUGAAAUAGUGGUUAAAUUAGAAAAAGGUGAAGGUACUUUAAAAAUAGAAAAAAUUGCCGUUAAACAGGAAGAAAAUGUUGAAUGUAAGAGUGAAGAAAAUUCCGAAGAAACGAGUAAAAAACUAUCAGAAAUCAGUAGUGAACUUAGUGCACAAAAGAAAACCGAAAGUAAUAUUGAAGAAACUCCUGAUGAAGAAUCAAAUACCAAAGAAAAUUCAACCAUUGAAGAAACAGCAGGUGAUUGUGAUAAAAAUGAAGAAAUUACUUGUGAUUCCAGUACGAAAUUGAUUGACAAAGAAGUUUCUGCUGCAAUGGAAUUAGAUAACUCAUCUGAAGUAAGUGUGAUGGAGAACCAGGAUAAUAAAUCAAAUAAUGAAACAGAAGAAUUAUCUAAAUCUGAGGAGGAAGAAAAAACUGUUGUGGUGGAUAAUGAAGCAUCAAGUAAUAAUGAUGAUCAGAAUUCUUCUGAUACAAAGAAAGGUGAUUGCCUCAUAAAGCCUGAUGAAAGUGAGAACUUAAGUAAAAUAGACACUGAGAAAUCAGAAAAUGUGAAUGAAGCUGAAGUUAAGGUAACAGAAGUAAAUGAUGAAAAUAAGAAAGUUACUUCAAAGUCUGAAACUAUGACAUUUAAAGCUGAAGAUGUUGAAGGUAUAGAAAGAUUUAAAGCCAUGUUUCCUGAGCUAGAGGUUAUGCAAAAAUUGCCAGAAAUUGAUACAACUGUAGUCACAGAUAAGACAGCCUUACCAGUUCCCCGAACUUCCCUUGAUUCUACUGUAGCUCAAUUGAUUGCACAUAGUUAUCAGAAUCCUAUCAAAUGGCCAAAGGAACACGCUAUUCAAGUUCGGUUAGAACAUAUUGUGCAUUGUGUUGAACAUAAGGAAUGGCCAGUUUCUAAAAAUUUUACAGCAUAUUCUGAAGACCAGAAUCAACAUGUUGAUGACAUUUUACGAGGGUAUAGUGAACCUUCUGAGGUAAUAACUAUUACAACUGACCACGGUGGAUCUAAAAGUCAUGCUUUGCCAAGCUCAAAGCGAAAGAGGCAUAUUGCGAUUGAUGUAGAAACAGAAAGAGCUAAGUUGCAUGCAUUAUUGAACAACACAAAUCUUCAACUGCAACAUCCAAUGAAGCAUUCCCCUAGUACACCUUGGGAUCAUACAGAUGAAUCUCUCUCCGAAGAAUCAAGGCGAUCUACACCUCUUACUGCACUUCAGCCUCCUCCUGCUCAUCAAGGUUCCAUGCCCACCCCAAGGAUGGUUUCAAUGCAACAAUCUUAUGACAUAAAAUACCAUCAAACUUCUGAAAAAUCUACCCCAUCUGUACCAUCAUCACCUGGAACUAUGGCUCCAAUUGAUCUUUCCUCAGGAUCUCUGAAAGGAGCUAGUGGUAACUUAGACAACAAUGCUCAAACUGUAAGUGCAAAUAAUUAUAUGGAAGAGGUUCAAGAUUUCUCUAUGCCAAAUAAAAAACAAUCGCAACAGCAACAUCAAACUCCACACCAGCAAUCAAGUAAAGGAAAAUUAGAUGAUAUGCUGAACAAAUUGAUGCAAAAGAAGAAUUGUCCUGUUGAAGAGCCAUUGGUUGGCAAAGAAAAAAAAAGAAGGAAGCUAGAUGAAAUUGUGCUUGGGUUAUCUGCUGCUAAAGAACAAAUGUCAGAAAAGAAAACUGUUCCUCCUAGUGUAACUCUAACACUUUCAAACAAACCUCCAUCACGUGGUCCUCCUUCAUCUAAUAGUAGUCCCUCACCCUCCAAUAAACCUCCUGAUACCUCUUAUUUGGCAGAGCAGCAUAGUUUACUUUUAAAGCAGCAACAGCAACUUCAACAACAGAUACUUCAGCAACAGCAAGCUUUAAAAAUGUCUCAACCUACAACAGCAGCUGCUGCGCAAGUGCAACGGAAAACAUAUGAAGCUAUGAUAGCUGAUAUUUCCAAAGUCGCUGAUUUUUCAGCCAAAAUUAGCUCAUAUUCCCAUGAAGCUAAGGUUAACAAAUGGCUAGCAGAACAAAGUGGAGUUAUGCCUGAACAACCAUUGUCAGCUGAUUUCUUGACACCUAGAAGAAGGAGACCUAGGGUAGAUCCCACCUUAUUAGACUGGAAGAAAUUAACUGGUGAAGAAAAUGUAUCUGUGAUAAAUAGAAUAACUGGUAAAAAGUUGACUGGUUCCAAGGCUCCACAGCUCAAACGCCUUGCACAAUGGUUACUGGAAAAUCCAAUGUUUGAUGUUGAUCCUAAAUGGGCAGAACUUGUUAAGGAGAGAGGAAAUUUACCUCACGAUCUUCAGAAACGGCUACCUCCUGGUGAUAGAAAGAAAGGACCAGGCAGACCACCACUACUUUCAAGCCCACCUGGAGCCUCACCUCCAGUCAGUACACCUUCUAAUUUACCUUUUCCAUCACUCAGUGGAAUCAAUCCUUCAUCCUUGCUCAGCGGUCUCUCUAUUGGAGGAUUUGAUCCGAAAAACCCACUUUUACUGCCAUUUGGUGGUAUGCCUAACAUGAGUGUUUUAAGUAGUAUGAGUGGGCUUGGCAAUGUUAAUUUAACAAGUUCACUUUUUGCAAACCUUGCUGGACUAGGUUUACCAGGUUUGUCAGGCAUGGAUCCUAAUUCACAGGCAAUGACUGAUAGUACAACUUCUGUUACAAAUGUUGGAGCAAGUACUUCUAAGCAAGCAGCCAAAUUAAGAAAACCUGAUACUCCUUCAAAAACACCUGUAUCAUCGGCCUCAUCUAAUUUACCAAGUUCACUUCCAUUUUUUUUUCCCAACCCUAAUUUAUUGUAUUCACCAUUAGGCUUAGGAGGACUCAAUCCAUUUGCACCUGGAAGUACAAACACUUAUGACAGCCUUGCUCUUCUGAAUGGAACUCUAGGUUGCAACACUUCUGUUGCCUCUUCAACAGCAAAUAGAGGAGGAAUAAAGACAACCAAUGCUAGUUGUACAUCAUUAGCUAGUAGAACCUCAUCUACAAUUACUAAUUCAUUAUGUUCUACUCAGUCAUCAUCUUCAACUAACCAAAGAACAGGAGCAAGAACACCACUAUCACAACAGUUCAUGCUACCUCAAGAUACCCAUCUUUUAGAAAGUUUAUCAAGAGCAGCAGCAUCUGCAACCAAGGGAAGAGAGAAGCAGCAGCCAUUUAUUAAAUCCAAAGAUGUUGAUAGUCUUCGUAAUUUGAUGGCAGGAGUUCCUGGUUAUACAAAUAAAAUUAGGGAACAAGAAAUGAAAGAAACUUUAGAAUCAUUAAGUAAGAGUCCCACAGAGCUAUUUAUGAGGAUAUCACAGUCCCAAGAAUCUUCUAAAGAAGAUAAAGGUGCAAAGAGAACAAGAGAAUCUACGCCAGUACCUGAAGAUCAUUCAAUUAAUAAAAAAAUGAAGAGUGAUGUAGAAGAAUCAAUAAAUGAAGAAAUAACCCUGAAGACUCCAACUCUUACAACUAUCCAAGAACAACCUCCUGAUCCCCCUCCUCAUUUAGAUCCCACACCUGAAGAUGUAGGUGAAAAAGAAGAUAUAGUUGUUGGAAAUGAAGACAGCACUACUGAUUCUAUGAAAGAAGAAGAAGGAAGUAAUAAUAAUAUAAAUAGUAAGAAAAAAAAGGUCAGGGCGAAAAAAAGCCCAAUUAGUGAUGUUGUAGAAAGGAAAAAUCUUAGAAGCAGUGCUGGAAGGGCUGCUGCAGCAGCAGCUGCUCGACAAAGAGCAGCUUCUCUUGAGCAGCAGCAAGAACAGCCACCCUUAACAGAGGCAUAAUGGCCCCAUUCCACUUUUGUUUCUUGCAAAAGAGAAAUAUGUGUCUUUAUGGUAUGCACAUAUAUUUUUGCCUCUUUUCCAUGGUCAAAUUAACACAUUAUGCCUUGUCUGAAGAAAUAAUUCAUUAUAUAACAGGAUUUUGUAUAUAUUUUUAAAGAUAAAUUAAAGUCUGUUUAUAUGGUUCAUAAUUUACAUGGAAAUUAAUUGAAGUGAAAGUAGGUAAAGUGUGCUGUUAAGAAACACUGGUGCAUUAGAUUGAAAUUAUGGUUCUUUAGAACACUGAACUAUAUAGCUUAUAGUUCAAUGUUUUUACAUUACGCUUAUUUCAUGACCAACAGCAAAAGACUUACAAAUUUAUGAAAAUAGAUUAUACAGCACAAAAAUUAUUUAUUAUCUUAUCAAUUAAAAUUUCAUAAUUUUUAAAAAACUUAUGUUUAUGUAUAUACUAAUGUAAUUUUAUUGCUGUAGUGUCUAUUUUCUAAAAUAAAUUAUUUUUUGUCCUUACAAAUUUAAUGUUAUUCUUAUAGUCAGUUUUUGUUACUAUGCUUUUUAUUUUUAUGUUUUAUCUGUUAGUUUGCAUUUGUGUGUUUUUAAGUGUUUUACGCUGUUGUGUUGUGUUAGCUUGAACAUGAACAAGUAAUGCACUAAUUUGUUUUUUCAACCAAUUGUUUGUAUUUGUAAGAGUCUAAACUGUGAUAGCAUUCACUUUUGAAUCGACUUGGUAACAUUUGUUGAUUUUGCUAUUUGUAUUUUUUGUACUUUUUUUUUAAUUGGAACCUUGGUCAGAUUCCUUUGAUUCCUUUUUAAUUUUAUUUGUAUUUUAGUUAUUUGUGAUCUGGAUAUUAUUCCCAUGUGUUAAAAAGCCUGAUAAUAAAUAAGGAAGUAGUUCUAUUGAAAAUAAGUUGUGUGCUGUCACAGUAUUUUUAGUAUUUCAACAUUAAUUUGAACAAAGACAGCUCCAUCUUAUAUUUCGAUUUAGUUAUAAUCCCAUUGUAUAAAUACGGUGUGUAAAAAAAUUAAAUGACAAAAAGUAAAAAAACAAUUAAAAGCAGCUUGUAAAUAUAAAUUAAAAGCUUCUUAGCCUAAAAUUAUGUGUAUAUGUGAACGUAUGACUUGUAAAGUGAAUUAGAACAAGGUGAAGGGGACAGAUAUUUAAGUCUCUGCUCGUAGUAGAUUAGAACAUUGUAAAUAAAAAGCUUAGUCUUUUAGAGUAAAUGCCGUGCGACUAAGACUGGGAUGUAUUUAUCAAUUAUCAUCGUCGGCAUUGUUUGUGCAUUUAAUUAUCAAGAAGGAAGUGUGUGAUGCAUAUUAUCAAGAAAAUUUUAUACAUCACAACAAUAGUGGUGGCAUCCCUGUUGUAAAUUGUAUUAUAUAAGUUCAGAAUUGUUCCAUGUUUUCUCAGAUAUAUUAUUCAUAUUGCAACUCUUAUUUUACACAACCACCACAGUUAAGACUAAGUUUUAUGCUUCAGCAUCAUAAUUAUGGAUACGUAACUGAAGCAUAAUUUUUAGUCUGAAUAGAGGUAUUACAUAAGUAUUAUAUCAUUAAUUUUAUGUAGCUUAGGUCAUUACAUUUCCUGCUUAAAUAAAUAGUUUAUUCUCCAAACCAAAUGAAGAUUAGAUUAAAAUCUAAUUAAUAUUUAUUAUUGAUUUUCAAAGAGGCAUUGUUUCAUUUUUAUUUAUUUUGUAAGUUAUAAAGUGUGCCUACCUUAUAAAUAUAAAGUACAAUCGAAAAAUGUAUUAUUAACAUGUUAUGUUCUAAAUUGGGACAUGUUAUGUAUAGUGAAUGAAAAUUUGUUAAUAAAAUUACAUCAUACAUAAUUGUCACUUUUCUUGCACAAGCUAGAGUCAUACUCAUUGUUUUUGUGUCAUUAAAAAAUAAAGCCUCUUUCUUAAUAAAAAUUACUUUCAAAUCAUGUAGUUAUACUCCUUUUCUGUUAUUUAUCUGGAACUUUUUAAACAUAUUUUUACUUUUUUUAUAUAUAUAUAAAUAAAUAAAUAUAUGCAUAAAAAUUUAUAUAUAUAUAUAUAUAUAUAUA